This is a messenger RNA of Halichondria panicea, 3025 nucleotides long. RefSeq lists its product as uncharacterized. Gene Ontology annotation, molecular function: protein binding. The record is from RefSeq and is a predicted model, not a curated record. The transcript is spliced from 10 exons. The coding region runs from base 1328 to 2866 and encodes 512 amino acids. NCBI's taxonomy places the organism in Eukaryota, Metazoa, Porifera, Demospongiae, Suberitida, Halichondriidae. Gene Ontology annotation, biological process: signal transduction.
UCUAGAGACAAAUUGGCCUAGAAACAAGGUUAUAUGAUACAGUCAAUAAUACAGUCAAUAAUACUGAAUGUGAUAUAAUAAUUAUGCAGGAGAGUGUAUACAGUGCACAUGCAUGCAUGCAUAGAAAAUAUAAAACGUAUUUUUUAGCCAUUGCAUAAUAUAUGAUACCAGGAGUGCACCUGAUGAUACACAUUAUAUUAAAUUUUUCAUGUAUUAUAUUUCGUAUACGAAAAUUAAAACUACGAAAUUAUUCUACCGCAUUAGUUACUAUCCUGAGCUGUAUAUACAAAAUUAAUUAUUGAAAUAAUUAUUUAAAUGCCUAUUGGGUAUAGUUCAUACGAAAAUGUACACCAACAAAAAUUAUCCGCUAUAAUUAUGGUAUAGGUAAAUGAUAGAAUAAUUAUAUAAGCUGCAACAUAAUUUUUAUUUACCUCCAAAAUUGUUCAUCGUGCAUGGGAAGAAUGAUAUCCAAACUAUAACCAUACCGACGCGUGGUGACAAUGUCUCGGACCUUAUAGCCAAAAACCGUUCAGUGGUCUUUCCUCACUCGAACUGAUUACCCACUGUAUAACACUGUUUAUGAUGGUGUAUUGUACCUUAUUCAUUCACCUAUAAUUAUACACAUGCAGCACAUUUCCAUUCCUGUCGUAUACAUGCAACUAUAUAUACCGUAUAGCGGGUAAUUUUCGUGGGGUAAAAAAUUCGUUAUUUUCGUGGGCAAGCAGACCUUCACGAAAUUUGUACGUAGACGUGGCCUUACCGGAACGUAUCAAUGCAGUGCAGGCAAUGAGACUGAACGAAAUUUUACUCACGAAAAUCACCGUUUUCGAGUUAAAAUAAGAAAAUUACCCGCUAUACGGUAUAUUAUUGUAAUCAUAAUUAUACUCACAAACGUGUGGUAAUCUAUUCUCUAGAAGCACGCCAUGUACGUUAAUCAAUCUAGCUGUGAUGUAUUAUAUAAGGUCCCCCAUAUAUACAUGCGUAAUAGUGCAGUUAACUCUAUAGAGUUGGUUGAUUUGAAAUACUCCAUUGAAACAAAGGAAAUUACUCACUUUCACAGCUGCUACCAUGAUAGCUAGGUAUGCAUGCAUUAUAAUGAUUAUUAUAUAUAUAUAAUUAUACAGUUGUUGCAUUUGAAUUGACUGCAGGGGCAACUCAAGUUAUACUUAUAACUGUUGUGUUGAGCAGACAGCUCAUGAGCCCCACCCACACUUCCUUGUUGAUGUCAAGUCAGCACUACCACAGUUGUAAAACACUGAUGAGGUAAUAAUUAGCACUAGCUAUAAUAUUAUUGUGAUACCAUACUAUAAUAUAUAAAGUAGACACAAUGGCUAGCCCCGGAGUAACAAGAGCUGACAGCAUGAUUGUACAGAGGGCACAUAUGAAGUCUCGGCCCCUUCUGAAGGACCUGGUGAAGGAUCUUGACACCCUUAUCGCCUGGCAACUGCUCAUGAUUAAGUUGGGAGUGGAAAAGUUUGAAAACGAUAAGAUAGAGAAGAAUUUUCCAAAUGAUAUUGAUCGACGAAAACAGGAGGCCUUUGACAAGUGGUUGAGGAUGAAACCUGAUGCUUGCUGGAAGGAUGUUAUUGAUGCUCUGUAUGAAAUGGAGGAGAUCACUCUGGCUAGUGGUCUUGCUAGGAAAUACGCCUGGGAAGAUCCAAGGGUAUACGUAAGCAGCAACUACUUAAGUACCUCUAAGGCUGCUCGUGUCACUGCCAGAAAAAUUGGUGAUAUACCUUGUCGAAAAUUUCUUCCUAAACUUUAUCAUGGACAAGAUUACUACACAUUAGAAGAUGCUUUAGUGCGACCAAUUGAUAGAAGAUCAGCAGAAGUCAGGACAACUUUUUUUUCAGAUCUUUUGCUCCCUCGACAUCCACGCCCCAACUUUAACAGUCUGGCCAAUUUCUUUAGGAGCAUUGAAGAAAAUAACAGUAAAAGCGACUUCUUGGUUGGGCUGGAAGCAAGGUUUGGACGUAUGUAUUUGAAACUGUAUCCAGAAAAUGUACUUCCUGCUAACUCAACUAGCAAAGAGUGGACGAAAUCCAAGUCACUUCGAAAAGCAGCAUUCAACACCCAAGUGGAAGAAGCCGAUGUUGGGCAACUGUUUGUUGGGAGGGAGCAGCUCGGGAAAAAGAUCACUGAAAUAUCUGUGAAAUUCAAAGUGGAGGGUCAACAUGAAGGGAGAUACUCGGCAGUCAUUGCUACGUAUGAAGAUGGUGACAUGUUUAGCCUGGAUGCAGUGUACAGAGAACCAGCCGUUGAUAAGAGAGCAAGAUUAAGCAUUGCUCUACCAGGAUACAAGUAUGACUUGAGGAUAUCUGAUUGUAUUGAAUGCAUCUUGCUAGCUGAACAUGAGAAAAGUAUACCUUAUCAGAUGGCCGAAUCUAUUACUAGGUCUUUGUGCAGACUUCCCGCUAGAAAGCUUCGUAUUAUUCUCCACGGAUCAUCUCGAAACAAGGAGAGCAUUUGGAAAGUCAACUACAUUCGACAACGUACUCAAAAGCAGUACAAAUGGAAACCAGAGAAAAAGUGGAUUUUGGCCCAGUACGAUGUUGAUGUCUUUGACUAUAAAACGAAUCGCACUGUGGAAGUGCACCCACUGAAUGAAGGAGUGGACAUUACCGAGGACUACUCUAGAAGUGAAGUCGAGCUUUGGGGUCAAAAGAUAUAUCCAAGUAAUGUUAGUGACACUCACCCCUCACGAGACAAGUACUACUACAUGGAAGGGAUUGAGGGAGUGCGACUGCCUGGGGGGGAACUCAGGGAGCCGUACAAUUGGACCACUAAGGAACUGUUGAGAGAUUUCGAGGAGUUUCUGGGAGAUGCAUUCAAGAUUGCUCACAUCCUUGAUGGAUCACCUUACUGAAUCAUUUUUUGGUUUGUUGAUCAACUAAUUAAUUAUCUGUAGUCAGUACGGAUGUCUCAUUCAUCUUAUCAUCGUCUCAAUUCAAAUCAUACUAUAGAGGUCAGUACGUAGAGCUUUCAUUAUGUUUCUUAAAAUGCCACAUCGUUAUUAUUAUACAGC